AUGCCCUUCCACCCACCAUCAUGGAGCCCUCCGAUGCCCGAGAUCAACGAGAGCAUCUCGAUCGAACGCUUCAUGACCGACGAGAACUAUGACCGGCAUCCGAUCGGCUACAGCAACCCGCCCUUCACCUGCGGCAUGACUGGGAAAUCCUACAGCGCGUUCGAGGUGAAAGAGCGGGUUGAGCACCUUUCUCGCGCCUUGACGGACGAGCUCGGCAUGAAGCCGAAUGAAGGCAGCGAGUGGGACAAGGUUGUCGGGGUCUUCAGCAACAACACGAUUGAUUACUUGACGGUAGCGUGGGCAAUUCACCGCAUUGGUGGGAUCUGCACGGCGGUGAAUGCGGCAUACAACGAGCACGAGCUGGAGUUCCAGAUGAAGCACUCAGGAUGCAAAGCCAUCUUUACCUGCUUGCCGUUGCUGCAGACAUGCUUCAAGGGCAUCGAGAACACGGGAAUCGACAAGAAGAAUGUCUACAUCCUCCCCAUGCCCGAACAGGCGACGCCGGGCAUGAAGAAUCCCGGACAGAAGACCGUCGACGACCUCAUCCAAGCAGGCUCGAAGCUACCCAAGCAACCUGCAGACGACGAGAAAUGGAGCAAAGGCGAGGGCGCACGCCGUACAGCUUUCCUAUGUUACUCUUCCGGCACGAGCGGGUUGCCCAAGGGUGUGAUGAUAUCGCACACAAACGUGAUAGCCAACACGCUCCAGCUGGUGGCCCACGAAUCGCCCUCACGAGAAGACUUCAUGAAGCGCCAUAUGCUGCAAUCGCACACGGAAAACUGUCUUGGGCUGCUCCCGAUGAGUCACAUUUACGGACUCAUCGUCAUUUCUCAUCUUGGUCCAUACCGCGGCGACGGCGUGAUCGUGCUGCCGAAGUACGACUUCAAGCAGCUGUUGCAGGUAAUUCAGGAUUACAAGAUCGCCAUGCUGUACCUUGUCCCGCCGAUGAUCAUCCAUAUGACCAAGGCUAAGGAGACGGUGAAGCAGUACGAUCUUUCUUCCGUCCAUGGUAUUUUCACUGGUGCCGCGCCUUUAGGACGCGAGACAGCGGAAGAGUUGUCAGAGAUGCUGCCCAAGGUGGCCGUCAGGCAAGGAUACGGUCUGACUGAGACCGCGACUGUGGUCUGCUCCACACCGCCUGACGACGUCUGGUUUGGUUCCUCCGGUCCCAUCUUACCCGGCUACACCGUCCGAGUCAUCACCGUGGAAGGCAACGAGAUCACUGGGUAUCAACAGCCAGGUGAGCUGGUUGUGAAGAGCCCUAGCGUUGCCUUGGGCUACCUCAACAACGACAAGGCCAAUAUGGAGACCUUUGUCGAUCUGGACGACGGACGAUACAUGCGGACCGGUGAUGAGGCGAUGAUCGACAAGUCGUCCAAUGGCCACGAGCACAUCUUCAUUACUGACCGCAUCAAGGAAUUGAUCAAAGUAAAAGGCAUGCAAGUCGCCCCCGCCGAACUCGAAGCCCACCUCCUCACGCACCCCUCCGUCAACGACUGCGUCGUCAUCGGCAUCCCCUCGGACCGCGAAGGCGAGGUCCCCAAGGCCUUUGUCGUCAAGAACCCCGGCGCCAUUGAAGACUCGGAUCGUAUCGUGAAGAGGGAGAUUGCGAGGCAUGUGGAGAAGCAUAAGAGUAAUCAUAAGUGGUUGAGGGGUGGGGUGGAGUUUAUUGAUGUCGUGCCCAAGAGUCCGAGUGGGAAGAUCUUGAGGCGGAUGUUGAGGGACAAGGAGAAGGAGAAGAUGCGGAAGGAGGGAGCGAAGUUGUAG
Messenger RNA from Saxophila tyrrhenica, 1767 nucleotides. RefSeq lists its product as uncharacterized. Lineage: Eukaryota; Fungi; Ascomycota; Dothideomycetes; Mycosphaerellales; Extremaceae. The record is from RefSeq and is a predicted model, not a curated record. The transcript has 2 exons. Bases 1 to 1767 code for a protein of 588 amino acids. Gene Ontology annotation, molecular function: CoA-ligase activity.